This is a messenger RNA of Hibiscus syriacus, 1537 nucleotides long. Its product is annotated as probable disease resistance protein At1g61300. Lineage: Eukaryota; Viridiplantae; Streptophyta; Magnoliopsida; Malvales; Malvaceae. The coding region runs from base 16 to 1377 and encodes 453 amino acids. The record is from RefSeq and is a predicted model, not a curated record. The transcript is spliced from 3 exons.
GCCGUGAGAUCGAGUAUGUGGUACUCCAUGAUUCUUUCCAAGCUGAUGGAAAUAAGGAACUGGAAUCCACAAGGAAUUUUGGACUUUAAAAACCUUAGGUUUCUGAAAGUUUACAACUGCAGGAACUCGAGAUAUCUAUUUAAUCCUUCCAUGGCCAUGGACCUUGUGCAUCUUGAGAAAUUUGAGGUUCUUGAUUGUGAGAUGUUGGAAGAGGUAAUAAUCACAAAAGGAUUACCAAAAAAAGAAAGGAUGAGCAAGAAAAUGUUCCCUAAACUAGUCACUUUAUUGCUUAUUGCUCUCCCCCAUCUCACAAGGUUUUGCUCCAGAAAUUACCUCGAGUUCCCCUUCUUGAAAGAACUUUGGAUUCAGAGUUGCCCUAUGUUGAAGACAUUCAUCUCCAGUUCUGCAACUAGAAACAACUCAAGACAGAAUCUAAAUACCAGUUUGACAGUUCUAUGUGAUGAGAAGGUGGCAUUUCCCUCCUUGGAGAAAUUAGGAAUCAUAGACAUGGGAAACCUGAGUAAACUUUGUAAUGAAAUUUCCAUGACUUCAUUCUCCAAACUGAAAGUCUUGAAGCUCAUGGGCUUACCUAAGCAGCCAGAUGUUAUUCCAUCUGAUUUCUUUCUGUCCUUGUCUAAGCUUGAAAGGCUUGUUGUUGAUGGUGCUUCCUUUGCUGAAAUAUUUCAGCGUGAAGGCAUUGAGGGAAAUAUGCAGGCAUGGGAACUGGCUAGUUUCAGUGAUUUACGAUUGUCAAAACUUCCCGAGCUAAUGCAACUCUGGAAGGAAGAGUUUCAGCCUCAACCUCGAAUACUUUUUCAAAACCUGAAAACUCUAAAAGUAUUGGAAUGCCCCAAAUUCAAGCAUUUAGUUUCAUCCACAGCGUGUUUCCAAAAUCUAACUACUCUUGAAAUAUCAAAAUGUCAUGGACUUAGUACUCUAAUAACACCCUCAACAGCUAAAACCAUGGUGCAACUCAAAAGGAUGAUGAUAACAGAUUGCAGAAAGCUAGAAGGAGUCAUAGCAGAUGCAGAUAAUGGAACGUACAGCAUCAUUUUCAAGCAUCUGGAGUAUUUCAGACUUCAAAGCUUACCGGUGCUUACAAGUUUUUGCUCAGGGAAGUAUCACUUUGAGUUCCCGUCUUUGGUUGAUUUAGUUGCAACUGAAUGCCCAGAGUUCAGUUUUUUUUGUAAAGGAGAAAUAAGCACACCAUUGCUAAAAAGAGUACAUCCUACAGAAGACGGAGACAGACCUUUUACAGAUAAGGACCUUAAUACCACCAUAGAAGGAUUAUACAGAGAAAAGACUCGAAAUGAUGUGAAAGAGUUGGAGUUUCUUCAGUGGACGUUGUCAGGCUUGUGGAGACCUUCAGCUGAGUGAAAGGUCAUAUGAAGUUUAUCAUCAACUUUGGUGUGGAAGGUUUAUCUCAUCCAGUCUCUUAGUCCCCGUUCUCUACUUCAUUUUCCUCCUUUUUUUACUUUUAUUUCAUCAACCGAAUGGAAUCAAAGAUAAGGAUUCGUAGUUCCUAUAUUCUAUCAUU